Messenger RNA from Haliotis rufescens (red abalone), 5776 nucleotides. RefSeq lists its product as uncharacterized. Gene Ontology annotation, molecular function: metal ion binding; ubiquitin-protein transferase activity. Bases 395 to 3685 code for a protein of 1096 amino acids. Gene Ontology annotation, biological process: protein ubiquitination. NCBI's taxonomy places the organism in Eukaryota, Metazoa, Mollusca, Gastropoda, Lepetellida, Haliotidae. The transcript has 25 exons. The record is from RefSeq and is a predicted model, not a curated record.
AUGCUACCUCUUUUCGUGAUUAUUAAAAUUAAGAACCGUGUGUAAAAAUGAAGGACUCGUUUGAUAGUGUCCUCGAUUCGUUGAUCGCUGAUUAUGUCGAGGCUCGAUUGUUGACAAGCCGCAGUGUUAUAGAUGGUAUAUUUCCGACAGUGGCGUAAACCACAUUAACUCAUUGUUGUGCAUCCUGGGCACUGUCGGCCUAUAUGUGACACGACUAACAUUUCUUGUAGAGCUACCUUCCUUGCAUCACAAUACGAGAAGGAAAUACAGCAGAGGACGAAAUGUAACUUGAGGCAGAGUAACUAACUGCAUCCUCCCGGACCAUGUACGCUAGAUGAGGAUAAUGCACUGAAAGACAAACAGCAAAAUUAGUCUAGUGAAAGAGAGAUCCAGCAUGGCCGAGGAGGGCAUCACAAUAAAGGGACGGGAUAACACGCUGAUGUUGGGAAACACGAAUGUAUCGGUAGACAACCGCACUGGAGCUAGCGUAAGAGCGGAGCAUCCAACAUCAGCAACACAGCCAAUCUUAGGAAAUUUGAUGCAGCCAUUGCCGAAUAUCUCAGUCGGCGGCGAAGGCACGACUGUAAUGGUGGGCGGCACUAACACACACUAUAGAGUGGGGCCAAACACAGAGAGGAGUUCGCCUGGUAACGUCAGUCAUCAUGAGGUAAAGACACACUCGGCCAUGGAAGACGGCACUCGGACCACGACGACGGAGAACACAGUCGGUCCACAUGCUACAGGAGAAUCACAGGAUUUAGUCAAAGUUAAAGAAGAUCAUACUCAUAAAUUUCAUUUUCGCAAGGAAGAGGAUGGCAAACUCAUUCAGAUUGGACACUGUUGUACGAUUGUAGAUAUCCGUGUUGAUGAUCAAGCUAUGGACAAAAUGGAAAGAGGCGGUGAACUUGCAGGAAGGUGCAGCGACGGGACUAGCAUUACCCUCACCUGGGAGUCUUCCGAAAAGGAGAUAAAGAGAAAUAUACGCAUUAAAGUUUUGGAGGCGUUUGAUAAUAUUUAUGAAUUUUUACUUGCGGGUUUCAAGGAUGACAAUUUUCAUUUCUCACGAAAAAUGGUACAGGACCUCUUUGACGAGUACAGAGUACACAUGAGACGGAUUUUCGCCCGCUGUGUUGUGAUUGAGGUCGCCCAUUCAAGCCGUCAGUCAGUCCAGGACAUGGAGAGCAGACCAGGCCCGCUUAUAAACAUAUUUAAAGACUUUGUGUUCAAUAUCACCGGGCUUAAGGUAGAAGUAGAAGUGUCCUUUGAGAGUGUACAAGUAACCGAACCCAUGCACCGUUCCAGAUAUGCAUCGUCGCUGACAUCAGAAGCAGCAAGCAGACCACAAGCACGGGCCGACGAACUGGAGGACGACGAGCUGUACUGUAGGUCAGAUGCUGAUAAGCACGACAGAUUGAAUUCAAAGGAGCAAGGUCCACUUGCACAAGAAAGCCAGAUCAAGUCAAUUUUAGACAGAGUGAAGAGCAUAAGUAUAGGGUUGCAGGAACUUAAGAAAGAAGAAACUAAUACCCUAGCUGAUUUUGAUGAAGUAGCAGAGGCUGGCACACUAAGUCAAACUCCAGAAGUCAAGGGAAAGCACACGAACGAUGGACCCACUUGGAUGUAUCUGCCUGGCAGCAACGUUCCACCAGGCACCAUGACGGCCACCGCUGCAUUUGCUCAAACCCAUCGUCCAGAAAACGUGUUUCAUCAACCUCAAAGAACAGCGGAAUCCCAAACACCAUCGACAGUAUUCACUGGAGCUCAGCAGCAAGGCCGUAUGGAAGGUACAGGACGUCAUCAAUCUGACGUUCGUCCCAUUGCGACGUCACCAGGCGUCGAUCACACUGACACCGAUCCCACAGGGAGCAAGCCUCCUCCUCAUCCUGCAACCCAUGAAGAAGGAGGUGUCCAACAAUUUGCCACAUCUGCUGGUGGUGCAAAGCCAAAAGUUAAAGGGGCGUCAACAGAUAGACUGAUGGCAAUAGCUAAGUCAGCGAUUGGACGCGACUCUGAAGUAAGCCUAAAGGCAAUAGAGAAGUCGGCACAAUCAGCCCUUGAAGAUGAUAAUUCCCCUCGAGCUCAGUCUCUUGAUACCAUCCUCUGCCUCGACUGCUCCCAGAGUAUGGCUGGAGACGCCUUCCGACAGAUGAAGGACAUCGCCGACACAUUCAUCGAUGGUCUUGAGGAUAUCGCUGAGAAUCAUACUCUGGAGGAGAACGUUGCUGUGGUCAGCGUGUCUGGUCGAGCAAGGGUGGUCCAGCAGCUUACUAACGACUACUCCAAAGUCAGAGAUGCUCUCGAUUCACUAAAACCAGAAGGCAGGUCACCACUAUUUGAAAUGCUGAUCGUCGCUUUGGCAGCUAUCCAGGGGAAAGGUGGUGUGCUUACUGUGACCAAAGUUCACCGACUCCGUCCCAGGAUUAUUGUGAUCACUGAUGGAAAACUGACAGACGAAAGUCAAGAUUUCGGCCCCGACAUCCAGUCAGCAAACGCUAAAGUUCCCAUCAUCAAUCUCAUGAUGGAACUAGGAUCCAAGAAACACAAGACCAAGCCCUCUCCCAUUGUCUGGAUUCCAGUCGGCGACGCUGAUACAGACUUGCUGACGUCUCUUGCCAAACUUGGUAAUGGGCAGGUGGCAGAGGCAGAGGAUAUACCAAAGCUGAUACGUUACUAUCAAAUACAGGACAGUAUAGGCAAGAUCUAUGCGUGUGUCCGCUCCAGUAAGGACGACUUCCCGAACGUCCAGCAGGCGAUAGAGGCUGUAGCUAAUGCUAUCGUGGGCGAAGUCAAUCCGAGCGACAUGGAUGAGAUUGUAGCUGCUGUGAGUGAGAAGCUCAAAAGUAAGAAUGAAGACGCGAAACCUGACGACUUUGACAAUGUGUACGAGAACCCUGACCUAGCACCCCUUGGGAGCAGAGUGAUGAGAGGUAAAGACUGGAAGUGGGAGGAUCAGGACUUGCAGGGCGUGGGCACCAUCAUCAACCACGAUGAGAACGAAAACUGGGUGUGGGUACUCUGGGACAGCGGCGAGAGGAACCGGUACCGCUACAACCUAAAUGGUGUCUUUGAUGUAGCUACAGUUGACGGACGUCAUCGCAUCCCGGAGUCAGAUCAGUUCCUCCAACUUGGGGUCAGAGUAAAACGAGGUCGGGGCUGGCAGUCAUUGAACCAGGACGGGGUAGAUGGUAACACCGGUGUCGUCAUCAGGCGGAGGGGAGACCAGGAAGUGAAGGUGCGGUGGAAUAACGGUAACAUAACAACCCAUAGAUUUGGAAAGGAUGGAGUAUACGAACUGGAAAUAUGCGACCCGCUCCUCAACGCAAAGGAUCCGAAGCCACCACACCUGGGUACAGAGUGGAGGUUCCCACAGACUGGACGACUACAGGACACAGUUCCGGAAAGUCCGCUGGUGGAGGAGGACUCUCGCCCGACCGUGUGGAGGUGGAAAGACGGGCGGCAGUGGCGUCUGUACCAGGACGACCUGCAGGUAAAGAUUCAGCAGGAGUACAACAGAAAGAAGGACGGGACGUGCUUAGUGAAGAAACGGGAUGGAAGCUACCGGCUAUACUUCAAAUCUAUGCAAGAAAAAUCAUUAGAAGGAAACGUACGCCAUGACGUACAAAGACACCCUCUAGUUGACGGGGAACUUGCAAAUCUUAGAGCAGCCGAAUCGCUCCAGCAGUAACACAUCCAUUCCAGACCGACAACCAGGUCUGCCGAAAAACAGUAACUGAAACUGUAGAAACACCGGGGUUUGGUUACUGUUUUUCUACUGUUUUUCUACAGUACUGAGUAGAAAGGUGGUAAACCAUGUACUGAGUGAGAUGGGUAUAACGCUGCAUUAAACAGUAUAUCAGUUAUAUCAGGGCGAGACAGCUUGAUGACAGACGAAAGCCCGAAUCGAUGCAGAUCUUGUACCACAUUGGUGAAACCCACGAGCACGGAAACGUUUCUGACAAACCUAGAAAAAAAAUCAGGUCUACCAAGACUCGAAACCGCGAUCAUAGGUUUCUAGUAUAGCGAAUCGCAGCACCUUAGACGACCGAUCCACCCGUUUACGGGUAAAUUCCUAUGACAUCAGAGGACAGAACUACAGUGAUGAGCAACAACCAACUAUACCAUAACAAAAUUAGAAAAGAAGUCGAUUAGGAUGUAAUGCUGGCUCUACACCCUAAACCCCGCCCCAGUGGUGGGAGAAGUAGAGCAGAGGUUGGCUUUACACCCUAAACCCCGCCCCAGUGGUGGGAGAAGUAGAGCAGAGGUUGGCUUUACACCCUAAACCCCGCCCCAGUGGUGGGAGACGUAGAGCAGAGGUUGGCUCUACAUACUAAACCCCGCCCCAGUGGUGGGAGACGUAGAGCAGAGGUUGGCUUUACACCCUAAACCCCGCCCCAGUGGUGGGAGACGUAGAGCAGAGGUUGGCUCUACAUCCUAAACCCCGCCCCAGUGGUGGGAGACGUAGAGCAGAGGUUGGCUCUACACCCUAAACCCCGCCCCAGUGGUGGGAGACGUAGAGCAGAGGUUGGCUCUACACCCUAAACCCCGCCCCAGUGGUAGGAAACGUAGAGCAGAGGUUGGCUCUACAUCCUAAACCCCGACCCAGUGGUGGGAGACGUAGAGCAGAGGUUGGCUCUACAUCCUAAACCCCGCCCCAGUGGUGGGAGACGUAGAGCAGAGGUUGGCUCUACACCCUAAACCCCGCCCCAGUGGUAGGAAACGUAGAGCAGAGGUUGGCUCUACACCCUAAACCCCGCCCCAGUGGUAGGAGACGUAGAGCAGAGUAUGUCUUCAUGACCAGCAUCCCGUGUUUGUCGCAAGUGUCCACGAUGACAUUGCGAUUGAGUGGUGGCAGUGCAUGAUUGUGUUUUGUUGUACCACAAAGCCGUAUAUUGGUGCUCAUGCUAUCAACCAGUUGUUUGUGGACAUGACGUAUCAGGUGUUAUAUGUUGGAGUAUCACAGUGGUUCUCUCCACUUCCGCACAUAAUUCACCUCAUGUAGCUUGAAGGGGCGGUCGGGUAGCCUAGUGGUUUAAGCGUUCGCUCGUCACCCCGAAAUCCCGAGUUCUAUUUCCGACAUGGGUACAAUGUGUGAAGCCCAUUUCUUGUGUCCCCCGCCGUGAUAUUGCUGUAAUAUUGCUAAAAGCGGCGUAAAACCAUACCCACUCACUCACGCAUGUGGCUUGAUAGAUCCAAUCAAUGUAACAUUGUCUGAUGCGAGUGUUCUUGUAUAUAUUUCAGCAAUGUUUACACGAAUGUUCCGUGCCAAACAGGUUAUAUGUGUUCAAAUGUGUACACUAUGUGUACGUAGGUCAAUUGAUAUGAUGCUUUGUGUUCAUUUUUGCUUAUCAAACGUUUUCCUCUCAUCCUAUCAUAUGAUGUUGAAAUAGUUUCAUUUUGAUAUAUGAAUUCAUGAUACAUUCUGGAGACAGGCCAGAUAGACGGGACAACACUCCUCUCAUGAGACACAAAUGUAUAUUAUGUCCAUCAAAUGACACUGUAGAUGAAUACGAUCACUUGCUUAAUGGUGUGUAUUUCAAUGAAACAAGAAGAGGCUUCCUAUCUUCUUAUAACAUUAAUUGACCAUCAAUUUUCAAAAUGACUCCUUUCUUUCAAUGUAAAAACAUAUUUUAUCUGAGAAAGCUUUCUUUCUUUCGUCACAUUCUUUGUACACAUUAAUAGAACAACUAUUGUAUAUUUGUUUAUAUAUAACAAUACACCUAUGUACACUCUUCGUUUGCUUUGACUAAGCCUUGAGUGAAUAAAGUUAUUUUCUUUU